AUGGUUCCCAGGGAUGAAGAUAUUAGUCGCCAUGUGGUCGAGAUUGGUCCCGAUGAGGUGAAGUUGCACCAGGAUAUCUUGCCUGGUAUAAAAGGGAAGUUGAGUUUGGAAGGCCUGUCAAAAGACCUCAUCUUCAAGAAAUUUGUCGGAGCAUCACAAGAGCAAUGGGAUUGGCUGGCCAAAGAAAAUGAGUACAGAGCCACUAUAGGCAGGCUAGAAAAGCAAGUCCUGGACCUUCAGUUUGAGAAUGAUUUGCAAGCCGCCACGGAUGAAGGCGAGAAGAAAAAGCUAACUCAGGAAAAUAAAGCCCUCAAAGCCCAAAUUCAGAAAAUGAGAACAGCUGCUAGAAACCCAAAAAGAAGCCGAGCGGAUGAAAGCCUGAAGAGAAAAAUGACUACCCUCGAUAAUGAAGCAGCCAAGCAAGCCAAGGACUUCAAGGCUGAUAGGGAACACUAUUAUGAUUUGAUGGGUCAUAUGGAGGAAGAAAUGCAACAGUUGCAAAAUCAACAUCUCCACGACACUCAAGUGUUAGAAGCCCGGAAUCAACAGGUCGGACAUCUGCUUCAGGAAAAGGGUAGAAUCCGAGAGCGGGCCUGGGCAAAAGGGAAACCACCACCAGCUUACCCCGCCAACCCUGCUUUCAUCCCACCAUUGACUCAAACCCAGGAACAUCCUACUGUUGAUUCAUCUGCAUGCUUUCCUAUUUACCAUCACUACCAAGGCACCACCUCCCAAACCCCACAAGCUCCACCACCCAAACCAGUUUCGUACCCCCCUCCACCAGCCACUCCUAUCUUCGUAGCACCACCGCUAGCUAUAAUUCACCGAUCCUCCAGCGAGCCUUUAUUCUAG
This is a messenger RNA of Nicotiana tabacum (common tobacco), 852 nucleotides long. The record is from RefSeq and is a predicted model, not a curated record. Lineage: Eukaryota; Viridiplantae; Streptophyta; Magnoliopsida; Solanales; Solanaceae.